Molecule: messenger RNA, 4774 nt
Organism: Epinephelus moara (kelp grouper)
Lineage: Eukaryota; Metazoa; Chordata; Actinopteri; Perciformes; Serranidae
Product: unconventional myosin-XIX
Exons: 24
Coding region: 189-3086 (965 amino acids)
Biological process (GO): actin filament organization; vesicle transport along actin filament
Cellular component (GO): myosin complex; vesicle; actin cytoskeleton
Molecular function (GO): ATP binding; microfilament motor activity; actin filament binding
Source: RefSeq, a predicted model, not a curated record
GAACAAGAGUGUGGUUUAGGAGCUGGGACAGCAGACGGAGGAGGGGGAAGUCGUCCUGGAGGAAUUUCUGACAGUAAUGGAAAAUACUCAGCUUCAAGUCUGCGGUGAAGAAUAACUACGACUCUUCUCAGUUAAAACUCAGGCGGUGUUUCUAUUCUGACUUUAACACGGAGGUAACGGUGAAAUCAAUGACUUCUGCGGACAGCCGAGCAGGACACAGACACGGAGGGGGGACGGUGAAAGGAUUUGUCCAGAAAGUCCACACUCCUCACCCGUCCCUAAAUGAUUCACUGGAGGGAGAAAUUCAGGCCUUCCUCAUCGAUGAAGACCAACUCCACACCUGUGACGACCUCACCAAAGUCAACCCAGUGACACCAUCAACAGUGCUGAAAUGCCUGCAGGCCAGGUACAGUGUGAAGGUGUUUUACACCCAUGCUGGCUGCACCUUGGUGGCUCUCAACCCCUUCCAGCCAAUCCCAGACCUCUACUCUCUGGAUGUGAUGAAGGAGUAUCACUGUGCUCCUCAGCCGCAGGAGUUCAAACCACACAUCUUUAUAGUGGCAGAAGAAGCCUACAGGAAUGUUAAGGGCCAGCUGGAGCCGGUGAACCAAUCCUUGGUGGUCAGCGGUGAGAGCGGAGCAGGAAAGACAUGGACAUCUCGUUGCCUGAUGAAAUACUACGCGACUGUGGCGGCCUCCUCCUCUGUGGUGAAGAGUCAGGACACAGUGGAGAGGAUCGAGAGGAGGGUGCUGGACUCCAACCCCAUCAUGGAGGCUUUUGGCAACGCCUGUACGCUCCGGAACAACAACAGCAGUCGCUUUGGAAAGUACAUCCAGCUCCAGCUAGACAGGAAUCAGCUGCUGGUGGGGGCGUCUGUGCAGACGUACUUGCUUGAGAAGACCAGGGUGGCCUGCCAGCCGGAUAACGAGAGGAACUUCCACAUCUUUUACCAGAUGAUGAAAGGAGCCACGGAUGAGCAGAGGAAGGAGUGGAAGAUGCCAGGUGACCAAAGUUUUGCGUGGCUGCCGAACUCUGAAAAAACUGUUGAAGAGGACUGUUUUCACGAGACUAUCGAGGCGAUGGUUCAUCUGGGCAUUAAUGAAGAAAGGCAGAAACAAAUAUUCAGGAUAUUAGCAGGGAUUCUGCAGCUGGGCAACUUCAAUUUCUCCUCUUCAACGAGUGAAUCCCAACCUUGUGACCUCGACGAACAGUCCAAAGACUUCUUGCAGAGGGCUGCUGAGCUGCUGUGUGUCCCGGCUGAGGAGCUUCAGGCCUGUCUAAGAGUGAGGACGUUGAAGGCGGGGAAGCAGAGCGUGCUGAAGCCCUGUUCCCAGGCAGAGUGCAGCAUGAGGAGAGACUGCCUCGCCAAGGUCAUCUACGCCCAAUUAUUUGAAUGGCUGGUGACGUUCAUCAACAACAGCAUAUGUGCAGACAAAUCCAUGUGGUGCAACUUCAUAGGAGUUCUGGAUGUGUACGGCUUCGAGUGUUUCCAGAUCAAUAACCUGGAGCAGCUGUGCAUCAACUACGCCAACGAGAAGCUGCAGCAGCACUUUGUGGCUCAUUACCUCAGAGCUCAGCAGGAGGAAUACGUGACUGAGGGGUUGGCGUGGUCCUUCGUCAAAUACCAAGACAAUCAGAGCUGUCUGGAUCUUAUAGAGGGAAGCCCCGUCAGUGUGUUCUCUCUUCUUAAUGAGGAGAGUCGUCUGAAUCGAGUCUCCGACGCGAAGACGUUCAGGGUUCGUUUGGAGAAGGAGCUCCGUGAUAACGCCAACAUCAGCUGGGACAAGUUCAGCAAGGAGCCUCACUUCACUGUGGCGCAUUACGCCGGCAAAGUCAACUACCAGAUCCAGGGGAUGGUGGAGAAAAACAAGGACCCAGUGCCACCAGAGCUAAUCGACCUGCUCCAGAAGUCUGACGACCCGCUGCUUCAACAGAUCUUCACCGACAAGGAAACCGAGAACCCAACGAACAAGGGACUCAGUAAAGUCACCGUGGUCUCCAAGUUCAAGAACUCUCUGGAGAGCCUGAUGAAGAUCCUGCACACCACCACUCCUCACUACACCCGCUGCAUCAAACCCAACCCAGAGUGCAAACCGCUGACCUUCAAAAAGGAGGAGGUCAUCAUGCAGCUGGAGGCCUGUGGGAUCGUGGAGACGAUUCAUAUCAGUGCUGCUGGCUUCCCAAUAAGAAUUCCUUUCCAAGGCUUCAUGCAGCGUUACGGCCUGAUUCUAAAACAUUCAAAUUUCAAGUCAGGAAGUCAUCAUGUUGCUGUGGAGUCUGACAGCAACGAUGUUCUUCGGCAAGAGGUGGAGAAGCUCCUCAGCGUCGUGUUGCAGCAGAAGGCGUUUGACACCUCGCACAACCUUGACAGUAACAAACGCAAUUCAUGGGUGCACUGUGGGAGGACCAAAGUUUUUCUCACCCAGUCGAUGCUAGAUUUACUGGAGGAUCAGAGGAAGAAGAUCCUGUCUCAGUGUGCCUUCUCCAUCCAGUGCUGCUGGCGGAGGCGCCAGCACCGCAGACGCCGCGCCCGCCAGCAGUCUGCCACCCUGAUCCAAGCAGCGGUGCGGUCCUGGCGGGUCAGGAGGCAGGUGCACAGGUGGAACACAGCAGCUUCAACCAUCCAGAACACCUGGAGGAAGUGGAAGACUCUGUUGAAGUCCGUGGCUGACGCAGAACUGGAUGAUGCAAAGGACCUAGUGGAGGAAGAAGUGCCGCCAUUGAACCCCGUUGUCAGGGAGCGGGGCUCCGUGCAGCUCUCCUCCAUCCCAGAGCCCGUUCCAGUGCGAGGGUGGCCCAUGGGCCUGGCUCUGGCCUCAGCCCCGUCCAUCACCAUGUCUCUGACGGCCACAGGCUUCCAGAAGAUGGUGUCUGUGAUGGCCUCCCUCAACCUGCCCUCCAGGAGAGGGGAGUACAAGGUGAAGACCAACCAGUACUCGGAGGAGCUCGCCUCCAUACGGGCUCAACCCAAGGGAUCUGUAAAGCUGCACUGUCAGCGAUCUCCACUCCUCUACGCUGACAGGCAACCAGGCAUUAAGAGCGACGUGACAGGGUUCAACGCCAUCCUGCUAGAGAAGACUUUGUAAGAGUUAUGCAGAACACUAAAUGUUGAUUUCAUGGACACAGACUGAUCUGGCACCGAGGUGUUGCAGUGAAGCAGCUGCUCUUCCAUAAUCUGACACAGAGGGAACAAACCUGGUGUUUUAUGCUGCCAUUUUGUGUUUGAAGUGAUUAUUUUCAGGUCCGACUUAGAAUGCCAAAGUUAAUCUCACUCUGUUAUACAAGGGUGCAAAGACCUGCACCCUGGCAAAAUAUUUAAACCUAUGAGGAGGCCAGGUAACAUGAUAUACAAGUGUCAUGGUGAGAUUAUUUCUUUGCAUUCCCUUUUUCUUUCCCCUUGCUGCCAACUGCCACUGUUUUCACCUUAUAAACUGUUGCAAGGGAAUGCAAGAUGUAAUGUGAGGGAAGGGAAAAAAAAAUCUCUCCAUGAUCCUUGAGGAGUUCUGUAAUAAUGCACUACAAUGUGAACCUGACCUUCUCAUCAUAAAUCAUCUCUAGUGGUGUUCAGGUUCCAUGAACUAAAAAAAAAAUCAUCUCUAAUCUAAAAUCUCAGUCAGUAGACUGUCCAGAAACACUGACCACUAAACUGCCACAUCUGAGAGUAGACAUGUAGAAAACAAUGAUGUCACUGUAGGACAAGAUCAAGAUGGAAAUUUUUUUUUAAAUUAGUGUUGUCUGGAGAGCUGAAAUGACACUGCACAGCCUCAGCACCUUCAUAAACAGAGGACUGCAGGUUUUUGUUUUAUUGUUGCCUCUUUCGAAUGUCUGACUGUUGAUCAAACUACGAGUGCCUUUCUCUGAAUCUACACUCAAAUCACAAAUGGGCUGUUAGUAUAUGUAUUUAUUUAAGGGUGAUUAUUUAUGUGUGAUUUUAUAGACUUAUUUCGGGUGUAAAAACAAAUGGGCCAGAUGCAGAUACGAUUGCAGAUGUUAUAACAACAUCCACCAUUUAUUUAGUAUGGAAGUCCAUUUCUGCCAAUGUGAUGAAAAAAAAGUAUCUCAAAAUUCGACUUAGUCUUGUAAAAUAAACUUUCUCAAUAUUUUGAUUUAGGCCUGAUGGUAGGUAAAAUGUCGCUCAAAAAACAGCCAGUUUGUUCACAAUUCCCACAGUUGGGCGCUGAAAAGCUGCUGGAAAAACAGCCACGGGUCCCUAAACUACCCCCACAUUUGGGGGCCAAAACAUUGCUAGAAAACCAGCUAUGGGUCACCAAAAAAUAUCUGUAUUUGGGCGCUGAAAAGCAGCUGAAAAAACAGCAAUGGGGGGCCCAAAAAACACCCACAUUUAGGGGUUAAAAAGCCGCUGGGAAAACAGCUAGGGGUCCCUAGGAUACCCCCACGUUUGGGGGCUAAAAACCGCUGGAAAGCCAGCCUCGGUUCACUGAAAAACACGCGCAUUUAAAGGCUGAAAAGCAGCUGGAAAAACAGCGACAGGGGGCUCAAAAAACACCCACAGCUGGGUGCUGAAAAGCCGCUGGAAAAACUGCCAUGGGUCCCUUAACUACCCCCACAUUUGGGGGCCAAAACACUGUUAGAAAACCAGCUGUGGGUCACCAAAAAAUAUCUGUAUUUGAGGGCUGAAAAGCAUCUGGAAAAAAAACAGCAAGGGGGGGCUCAAAAUACACCCACAUUUGGGGGCUAAAAUGUCGCUGGAGAAACAGCCAUGGGUCCUUAAAAUACUCUCACGCUUAGGGGCUGCAACGCCACUAGAAAACCA